CCAUUUUCGAAUCGCUCGGAUUCAGGUUACCGCCGCUUCUCCGCCCCCUCGAUCCACGAAAAUGUCUGUGCAAAAGCCCACCAAGCCCACCGGUUUCGAAGGCGAGGAAUCUCGCAUUCACCGCAUCCGCAUCACCUUGACCUCGCGCAACGUGAAGAACUUGGAAAAGGUCUGCGCCGACUUGAAGAAGGGUGCCGUGGACAAGAACCUCAAGGUGUCCGGCCCCGUGCGCCUCCCCACCAAGAUCCUUCGCUUGACCACCCGCAAGUCUCCUUGUGGUGAAGGUACCAACACCUGGGACCGCUUCGAAAUGCGCAUCCACAAGCGCAUCAUCGACUUGCACUCCCCUUCGGAGAUUGUGAAGCAAAUCACGUCCAUCUCCAUCGAACCCGGUGUUGAAGUCGAAGUCACCAUCGCCGACUCCAACUAAAUCUAAUAGAUCGACGACUCGACGUGCGGGCUUGAUGCCUGUGCUGGCACUUUUGCAACGACAA
Molecule: messenger RNA, 494 nt
Organism: Aphanomyces astaci
Lineage: Eukaryota; Oomycota; Saprolegniomycetes; Saprolegniales; Verrucalvaceae
Product: 40S ribosomal protein S20
Exons: 1
Coding region: 62-430 (122 amino acids)
Biological process (GO): translation
Cellular component (GO): cytosolic small ribosomal subunit; ribosome
Molecular function (GO): RNA binding; structural constituent of ribosome
Source: RefSeq, a predicted model, not a curated record